Messenger RNA from Dentiscutata erythropus, 875 nucleotides. The record is from the annotation of a GenBank genome assembly. NCBI's taxonomy places the organism in Eukaryota, Fungi, Glomeromycota, Glomeromycetes, Diversisporales, Gigasporaceae.
AAUUCCUAGAAUAUAUUGAGAUUCAAUUUGCCUAUGCUGAAAAUGAUUUUCAAUUUGAGGAAAAGUUAACAAAAUUUUUAAGUCAUGUCCUAAAAGAGCUUGCAAGUCCUCAUGAAAUUGCGCGAAAAAAAGGUAAGACUAUUAAAAUGAUGAUAUCAGAUAUGGCAUUCAUGAUUUAUGCCAUGGAGAUACUUAAUCACAUAAAAAAAAGAAUGACAAAAGCUAUUAAGCUUCCAUGGAAUUUGCUUGCUGAGCUUGUUUAUUCUGAAAAUUUUAUGCGUUCUGCUUUGGUUAAGAAUUUUACAAUUGUAUUUUUUAAAAUGGCUUACGAUUGUCUAACUGAAAAGAAGAAAGGUGCGGACUUUAUUCAAUGGAUUACUAGGAAGGCUGACACUUCAAUAGUAGAGCUAAUUGGAAAAGUGCUUUUAUUUAGCUUAUUGAAAAUCAUUAAAGAGACCAGAAUUGAAAAUUUUAAUAAUUUAAUGAGAGAAGAAGGAAUAAAUCAAACACUUUCGUUCAAGCCUUUUUAUGGUUCGCCAGACUUGUCAAUUGAAAAUUCCGAGGAAGAUAAUGAAAAUUUGAAAGUAAUUGUAAUUAAAUUUCGUGAGCUUGAUCAACUUGAUCAAUUUAGCCAAUGGAUGAAUGAGGAAAACGUACAGGAAAUAAUAAAUAUUUUAGAGGAAAGCAAUGAUGAGCAACCGAAUAUUGCGAUUAACGAUAAUUUCAAAUUAAGUGAUGUGAUUAACGAUAAAGAUAAUUACUCUAAAGAAAUUUAUACUGAUCAGUUUUAUAAGUUUACUACUUCCCAAUCAAUUAUUAAUCAUUUGGAAAGUAAUGAAGAUUCGUUAAUUAUCAAUUUUAGAGAAUUUAGUUAA